GCACUGAACAAGAAACGGAAUUAAAAUUCUGAGAAAUGUGUAUAGCGGCGUUCGUGUGGCAGUGUCACCCACGCUACCCUUUCCUCCUCCUGCUCAACCGAGACGAAUAUUUCAACCGGGGAACGGCUCCGUUGGCUUGGUGGGAUGACAACAACAGGAUUUUGGGUGGAAGAGAUGCGGUGGAAGGUGGGACAUGGAUGGCUUGUUCCAAGGAUGGUAAAGUGGCGCUUCUCACUAAUGUCAGAGAGCUCAAGAGACUUGAGAAAUGCAAGAGCAGAGGACAUCUCCCAUCUCGUUUCUUAUCGGGAAAAAAGAGUCCGAUGGAGUUCGCAGAGGAAGUUGUUGAGGAGGCAGAUCAGUACAACGGUUUUAAUCUGAUAUUGGCUGAUCUUCGUUCUAAGACCAUGCUUUAUGUAACCAACAGACCAAAGGAAGAAAAAAAGUUUGUCACUGAGGUUUCACCGGGGAUUCAUGUAUUGACAAAUGAUGCAAUGCUUGAUUCUCCUUGGCCUAAGUCUCAACGACUUGGCAAUAGUUUCAAAGAGGUGCUAAACAAGUACGGAGAUGAUGAAGUUUCGUUAAAGGAAAUGGCUGUACAACUAAUGACAGACACGACUAGAGAUGACAGAAGCCUGCUACCUUGCAUUUAUUCUCCAGAAGUAGAAUAUGAACUAAGUUCCAUAUUUAUUGCUUAUGCCCGUGAAUUGGGUUGUUAUGGUACUAGAAGCACUGAUGCUGUGUCUGUCAAUACAACUGGGGAAGUCACCUUUUAUGAGAGAUACAUAGCUGGGGAUUGGUAUGAAAGGACCGAGACCUUCCUGAUGAAUGAGACGGAAAAUGAGUGAAUGCAAAGUUAAUAAGCCAAAAUGCACUCAGAUUUAAAGGGAGGAUAUAAUAGCUGCAAGUUAUAAACAAGAGUAGAAUACAUUGAAACAAUUGUUUGAAGUCUGAGGUGUUACCUGCAAGACAGGCCGCCAGGACAUGGAGUAGGGCAGCCGCAGGUAUCGUUGCAGGUGGUGAGUCUUGCACCUCCCAGUGUAGCCAUUUCUUUUUCUUCUUCUUGGUUUCUUUGAUUGUGAGAGCUUCCGAAGCACUGUUCAUUUUCAUUUAUAGUACUAGUACUGGUCUGAUGGCAAUGCAUUUGUGAUGCCAAUUGGCACAAGCGGUCUUAAUACAGACAUCAAGUGUGAUAUUGUAGUGAAUGAAGUUUUCAAGUGCAGUCGAGGUGGCGAAUUUUUUUCAUGCAUUUUU
This is a messenger RNA of Fragaria vesca subsp. vesca, 1251 nucleotides long. RefSeq lists its product as uncharacterized. The record is from RefSeq and is a predicted model, not a curated record. Bases 36 to 845 code for a protein of 269 amino acids. The transcript is spliced from 6 exons. Lineage: Eukaryota; Viridiplantae; Streptophyta; Magnoliopsida; Rosales; Rosaceae.